This is a messenger RNA of Strongylocentrotus purpuratus (purple sea urchin), 3270 nucleotides long. RefSeq lists its product as uncharacterized. Lineage: Eukaryota; Metazoa; Echinodermata; Echinoidea; Camarodonta; Strongylocentrotidae. Bases 1142 to 1909 code for a protein of 255 amino acids. The record is from RefSeq and is a predicted model, not a curated record. The transcript is spliced from 3 exons.
UAUAUAUUAUAUUGUUUUUUUAUUUCUUAUUAUAUCUCGAGGGCUUAAAACCAGAACUGUCUAUGUCCAUUUUUGGUGAAAUUGAGUUAAAUCCAUCAAAGUACUGUAUAUUCAUUUCAGUUUGUGUGCCAGAACUGUCUAUUCCCAUGUAUGUCCAUUAGCCAUUUUACUUUUCAUGUCCAGACUGUUUCAAGUACUUUCAUGCAUUCAUUAAGAAUUGCGCAGUACUUGCAGUUUUCUACUAAUUAAGCAGAUUAGAUUUCCUAUGCAGCUUCCACUGAUUGUGGCCAAGCAACACCAUAUCAUUGCCCGGAAAAAACGUAAUGAUGAAUAAAAAAGACCAAUGUGCAACAUGUACGAAGUAUGACCAGUUGUCGGGAGAACAGAAGGAGAAUUUCAUGGAAACCCAUCUCGUGCGAAAAACAGAGGCUUAAGGUUCCAAAGCAGUACCCUUGCAUCGUGUAAGACAGGAAAUCAUUGUGAAUAAGAUGGAGCGCAAAAGAGGACAAGCUUACAACAAGAAAUAUGCUGAUGACUUUGACUUGACUUUGACUUUAUUGCAUCAUCAGGAAAGAGCAAACAUCAUGCAACUUGCAAAUAAUGUCGCCAAGAUUUGUCAAUUUUGCAUGGCGGUUGUAAUGACAUUGUUGUUCAUUGCAAAUCAAAGCAACACAUCACUGCUUUCCAGUCUGAAUCGUCAGCAUGAAAAAUAACAUCAUGGUUGUCAACCUCCAAGGAUUUUAAUAUAACUAGAGCUGAGUGCUUAUUUACAUCAUUUUAUUUGGAGCACAAUAUUCCUCUGUCAGCUGCAAGUCACAUGGGACCAUUGUUCAGGAAAGCCUUUCCUAAUUCUGAGGAGGUUAAGAAGUUUUCCAGUGCAAGGACCAAACUUCUUGUCUUGUGUGUGAAAUGGCAAAAGAUGAACAAGGACAGAUCGUUUCAGCCAUGAGAGAACAGCCAUUUGCAAUAUCAACUGAUGGGAGUAAUGUCAGCAACAGUAACUAUACCCAAUUGUCAUCAACUACCAUGAUGGUAAGCAAAUUUCUUGCACUCUGCUUUCCCUCCCAACCUUAGAAAUGGCAGGAACUGGUGGAAAUAUUGCACAAUUGCUCAUAACAGAGCUGCAGAAACAUGAUAUCUCAUGGGACAACUGCACAUCAUUGGGAUAAGACAAUGCAUCAGGCAUGACUGGUGUACACAAGGGAAUUGGGGCAUGCCUCAGAAAGUGUCAGCCAAACUUGGUUGCCCUAAUCAACUAAUUGAUCUUGCUGCCAAAGCUGUGUCAUCUGCAUUACCAUAUUCAAUUGACUCGCUCCUCAUUGAUGUGUUCUACUAUCUGGAAGCCAGCGUGAACAGGAAAUUGAAUCUCAUAAAGUUCCAGAUGCUAAUUGGGAAUGAAGCUAGUGCAGGCAAUUCUGAAACAUGCUUGUACGAGAUGGCUGAGCUUGGGCCAAUGCUUGCCAAGAUUUAUCUAGCAAUGGCAAGCUCUAGUCCUUUUUUUAAAGGAGAAGUGUCAGCCCAGCAGAAGAAGCCUACUCAAAAGACCAAGCAGAAGAUGCCUACUCAACAGACAAAGCAGAAGAAGCUUACUCAACAGACCAAGGCAACCAAGAAUUGUGUCCAGACUGCACUUGUUCCAAAGAAGCCAACUCCAGCUGUGAAAAAUAAACCUGCUCAGGGAUCUCAACUACAGGAAAAGCCUCCUCACCAAACCAAGAUGACUCCACAACUCCAUGAAGCAUUCCGCAUUCCCAAGAAGGUGUCUGCAGAUCCACCACAUGUAAGCAAACCUGCCCAGUCUCAGACCCAAGUUCAACUUCAAGCACCACAGCCACAACACAGUAGACCAUCUUCAAGCUGUACUACUCGGGGAAAAACGACAAGUGAGGGACACUUCGGAUACACCUAGCAAGAAGCAGAAGACUGGGAAAGUUGUCGGCAAGGCAACAGGCUCAACAGUGCUCAAGGCUGGAACUUCCAGUCAUCCCAGUACGAUUUCUAGUAAAAUGACUGGAAAUGGAAAAAACAAGAUGUGGAGGAAAAAAGAAAACAAGACAGACAGUAAAGGAUGAAACAAGACAGGAAAGAAUUCUGAAGUCAUUGCACUCAAACCCAAUAUUAGCCAUUGCACAUUUUCUCAGCCACAGCAUCAUUGCGUCUGACAAGAAAAGUGUCAUCUUCCAGACGAGAAGUCCUCUGAUACACAAGCUGAAAGGAAUACGAGAAAGUCUACUGCGUGACUUGUACAGCUAAUUGUAGCUCCACAAGCAAUCAUUGCAGCCACAGACUUGACCCUUCUGGACUACAAGAACAAGGAGAAUCUUUUCGAAGAAUCUGAAAUGGUCAUAGGAAGUGCAACAAGAGAAAUUGUGAACACUUUAGAUGAGUCUGAUUGCCAUAAGUUUUAUGCAGCAGUGCGUUCAUAUUAUACCAAGGCAUGUGACUACAUUAUAAGUAAGUUUCCAUUCAAGUCUGAUGUUCUCAUCCAUGUGCAAGUGGCUGACAUUGCAUGUCAGAAGGAUGCCAAAUUCACUUCUCUAAAGUUCUUCAUCAACAAGUUCCCCUGCAUGCUGCUUCAGGAAGAAGAAGACAAGCACAGUGCCCUAGAUGCUUUGGAGAACCAGUUUCUUAUCUAUCAACUUGCUCAGCUUCUGUACUUAGUGCAAAGAGACUUCGCGCUCGUGAUGUGCGCUAUGCGCACAUGAUAUUCACUUUUACUUUAAAUGUUACUAAUUGAAAAUUCCAAAUGUUGGCAGCUAUGCCAGGCCAAGGUAGUUGCUGGAAAGAGGACUUUUGUCUCGGCUUCUUUUGAUUUGCAAAGUAAAUGUGGCUGCAACGUUACUCUAUGCCAUCCAGAACACACAUCUCAAAGUCAUCGCACACAAUUUUCUGGAGAGUGGGCAUUCCCACAUGGAAUACAAUAGCAUGCAUUCUGCUAUUGAAACAGAAAAAAAGAACAUCAAUGUCUUCACAAUGCAUGACUGGGUAAAAAAGCUUCCACAAAUUAAGACGUCGGCUUCCAUACAAGGUCAUAAACAUGUGCCAUGGAGACUCUUAUGAUCUGAAAAAACUCUCACAGCAGAUCAUGAAUAACAAACGCCCAGACGAAGAUGGACACGUCUUCAACUGGCUACAUGUAAAGAGCUUCCAAUACAGGAAGGAAGAGCAAGGCACCAUCUGCUACCAUCUAUAACUACUUGGAUGACUACAAGAAGAUAGAUCAUCAGUUCCACGUAAUCUGGACCUUGUCUACCAAGAGAAGCAUUAAAA